AUGCAGAAAUCAAGGUCGAUGUCCAUACGGAGGACAGCUCAGAAAAUCUCAGUGGAAAUUUUGCAUGAGGACCCUAAUAUCCUUUUACGUUUUGUCCUCACCAUCGUCGAUGUGAAUGGCAGGGUAUUCAAGCAGACGAAACUUCCGUCCCUGACGGAGCGUCCCAGAUAUCCUGGUAGACCGUCUCCCUCAACCAACGAAGUUCCAGCCCAUGCACUCCUCGGCUACAGACCUACCCUCCGGAUUGAUGUCAGUAAUCUGCCUUAUCCAAGCUCAAUUGAGGCAAUCCACCGGGCCAAAGAAACACAAGCAAUGCAGGAAAAGAUUCAAAAACAACUGGAGAAGGCCAAGACUGCACAAAAGGCGUACUAUGACUCUAAACACAGCGCAAAACGCUUCCACGUGGGGGACUGGGUGCUCCUCAAUGCGAAGAACUUCCGCAUGCUCUGCCCCACUAGGAAAUUAGAUCAUAAAUUUGUUGGCCCUUUUCAAAUUAUUGAAUCUUGGAAUACACAGGUAGUACAGUGA
This is a messenger RNA of Paracoccidioides brasiliensis Pb18, 528 nucleotides long. RefSeq lists its product as uncharacterized. Bases 1 to 528 code for a protein of 175 amino acids. The record is from RefSeq and is a predicted model, not a curated record. The transcript has 2 exons.